Molecule: messenger RNA, 2004 nt
Organism: Leishmania braziliensis MHOM/BR/75/M2904
Lineage: Eukaryota; Euglenozoa; Kinetoplastea; Trypanosomatida; Trypanosomatidae
Product: 6-phosphofructo-2-kinase/fructose-2,6-biphosphatase-1-like protein
Exons: 1
Coding region: 1-2004 (667 amino acids)
Biological process (GO): fructose 2,6-bisphosphate metabolic process; fructose metabolic process
Cellular component (GO): cytosol
Molecular function (GO): 6-phosphofructo-2-kinase activity; fructose-2,6-bisphosphate 2-phosphatase activity; ATP binding
Source: RefSeq, a predicted model, not a curated record
AUGUCUGAGGCAUCUCUAACGACGGGGGUGGCGUCCGCGAGUCCGGCGUUGACCUCGCAGCGCUACAGUGGCAUCGAGGCCUCGAGGAAGCGGCGUCAGAAGCCCAUUUCCUUUCAGCGCAUGGCCAUGAUCCAAGAGGAGAUUGCACGCAUCAACCAGCACCUUGAGGCGCUAGAAGCAAGCGAGAACAAGACUGCCGGUCCUGACUCAGUUGGGCAGCAUAACCUCACCCCCGAAGAUGUCGUCGACCCCGUCGUGUUGCACAUGCUCACCGUGGAACUAUGUGAACUGGCGGCCUCUGGCGACGCCGUCGGUGCCCGAAUUCUAUUGACCGGCGGCGCAGACCCCAACAGUCGUGACUACGACGGGAGUACACUGCUGCACAUUGCCUGCACGAAUGGUCGCCUAGGAGUAGUCAUGGUGCUCCUUGAAUUCGGCGCGGAUCCCUCGCUGCUGGACCGCGACGGCAACACUCCUCUUGAAGUAGCAGAGGAGAACGGCUUCGGUGACGUCGUGCAGGCACUGUCACGCUGCUUCAACUUCGGGGCCAACGCGGCGCCUGAUUCCUUUACCGGGCAGCCAUCGUCCCUCGAGCUGUCGCCUGCAUCGAUGCACGCGCCGGACUUCUCCGCCGUCCCACAGCCCAUGCUCGGAUCCCUCAUUGUCAUAAUGGUGGGGCUUCCAGGGCGCGGCAAGACUUAUGUUGCGGAGCAAAUUCGGCGGUACUUCCAGUGGAACGGGCUAGCGUGCAGGAUCUUCUCGCACCAAGCAUGCCGCCGUCGUGUCGAGCGGACUAUGACGGAGGGGGUGGACAGAGACGCCAGCGUCUUGUCUCCGACCGGGGUGGCGGAGGUGGAGUUUCGAAUUGCCAAGGAGCUGGCGCACGACCUCACCACGUACAUCUGCAAGACCAGCGGUGUUGCCAUCCUUGACGGCACGCAGACAACACAUGCACGGCGCCAGUACCUCCUGCGUGCGAUUCGCGAUACGCGCCAGAUCAACAUGACGCGCGUCGUCUUUGUGGAGGUGGUGAACAACAACAAGGAGACGAUCCACCGCAAUAUCCUGCACGCCAAGGAAAUGUUCCCGAACGCACCGGAGGACUUUGUGGAUCGCUACUACAAGGUGAUGGCGCAGCACGAGGCGGUGUACAAGACCCUCAAUCCAGUUACAGACUGUGAUAUGUCCUACAUUCGCAUUGAGGACACCCAGACGUACUCGUUGAAUAUGAUCUCUGGCUGGAUGCCCAGCCGACUGGCCUUUAUGCUGCACAACCUCAGUCAAACCCCCAUGAACUUGUACCUCACUCGCGCCGGCGAGUACGUGGACUUACUGAGCGAUCGCAUCGGUGGCAACUCGCGCCUCACCGAGCGAGGCCGCGCCUACAGCCGUGUCCUCUUUGAAUACUUCCAUAAGGAAAUUCCGUCCACAACGUCCUUGACCGUCAUGACGAGCUGCGCGAAGCGGUGCACGCAGACAGUGCACUACUUUGCCGAGGAGUCCAUCAAGCAUCAUUCCACGCCGACCACUGCCUCCGAGCAAGUGGUAGACAGCCCAUCUCUGCGCUGCCGCGUCUUGUAUUUUCCUACACUGGACGACAUCAAUCACGGCGAUUGCGAAGGACAGCUGCUGUCUGACGUUAUGCGAACAAUGCCGAACACCCUGCAGUCCAUGAAGGCGGACCCAUACUACACUGCAUGGCCGAAUGGCGAGUGUAUUCACCAAGUCUUUAACUCGCGCCUGGAGCCUCACAUCCACGACAUCCAGGCCAGCACCACGCCAGUGCUGGUCACCUCUCACCUCCAUCUCUUGCAGGGUCUCUACUCGUACUUCGUGACGGAUGGCGAUAACAUCGUCGCACCGCAGAACGCGUUCAAAAUCGACAUCCCGCUUGAGCACGUCGUCAAAAUCCGUAUGGUCGGUGUGAACCGCGUCGCCGAGCUCAUUGACCUCUCUGAGGCCGUCGUGGCUAUACAGCGGAGCGAGACGGAACUGUCCACCUGA